Molecule: messenger RNA, 1135 nt
Organism: Myxocyprinus asiaticus (Chinese sucker)
Lineage: Eukaryota; Metazoa; Chordata; Actinopteri; Cypriniformes; Catostomidae
Product: H-2 class II histocompatibility antigen gamma chain-like
Exons: 6
Coding region: 111-716 (201 amino acids)
Biological process (GO): immune response; intracellular protein transport; antigen processing and presentation
Cellular component (GO): membrane
Molecular function (GO): MHC class II protein binding; macrophage migration inhibitory factor binding
Source: RefSeq, a predicted model, not a curated record
CUCUGGAGACUUUCAUGAGUAUCACUGCCUGAGGAUCGUUUCUCUCUUAUUCAUAUUAGAGCGCUGUUAUAAAAAAGUCUUGAGCAAGCGAGCAACAUUUUACUGAAGAAAUGUCUGAGUCAAACGAGGCUCCACUGAUCAGAGCUCCCAGUGAGCAAACUUCAAUCAACAUGGGCUCUCCAAGAGGAGGAUCCAACAGUCAGGCCCUGAAGGUGGCAGGAGUGACUCUGCUGGCAGGUAUACUGAUUGCAGGUCAGGCCUUCACCGCCUACAUGGCGUUCAACCAGAAGGAGCAGCUCAACACACUGGAGAGACGCACUGACCGACUGCAGGAGAUCAGUCGCAAGUCUAUGGCCAUGCGGGCCCCUGUGAAAAUGCAUCUCCCCAUGAGCUCCCUCCCUGUGAUGCUUGAGGAUUUGCCCAAAGAUGAGAAAAAGGAUUCAUCUCCCAAACCAGAGCCCAGUGUUCGUACCCAGUGCCAGUUGGAGGCUGCUGGAGAGGUCAAGAGUCUUCUUCCUUCUUUCCGCCCUCAGUGUGAUGAUAAAGGAGACUAUCUGGCCCAGCAGUGCUGGGAUGGGACUGAAAUGUGCUGGUGUGUGGACAAGAACGGCACUGAGGUCCCUGAAUCUCUGACCAAGGGCCCUGUGGAGUGUGGAUCCACUGGACCCGAUGAGCCAGUGCCAAUGGAGCCUCUGCUGGGGGCAGAAGAGAAGUAGUGAAGAAGAGCAGUGUAUGCUCAGCCUGAAACUUCUUAAAUAUCAUAUUUUGGUCUCUUUAUCUUAACUUCUAUCACAGUAACAUUUCCAGCUUUGUCUGAGAUAAAGAUUUUUUUUUUUUUUUACUUGCUCGUAGAUUUUCAUAUAUUUUGGCUGUCACAGUAGUUUAAAUCUAAAAUAAAGGCGACUGUGCUUCAUGUGUUAUACUGGCAAUAAUUACAACCUAUGUUAAAUCAGCUUUAGCAGUGUUGGUCUUUUCUGAGAUAUAUUCCCUUUUUUUUUUUCUAAUCUUUUAACACAUUUACCUUUUAUGUGAAUUUAUAAGUAAAUGGAUGAAGAGGGACAAAUAUUAUUGAAUAACUUAAACUGAAUGAGAAUAGAAAAUUUAAAUAGAUGGAAAAUAAAAUUUACUAACAAUU